CCAUUCGUCCAACAUCACUGCACCUGUUCAUCACCACAGCAAAGAUGACAUCAGCCUUUCUUUUUGCUUUGGGCCUCUGUUUGGCCAGCGUACUGGUGACUGGAGGUUGGUUGGCAUUUCUGGUGUUUUUAAAUGAAGAGCCCUGCUGUCCUUUUGGUUGGACCAAGUUUGGCUCUCGCUGUUUCAACUUCAACUAUAACUCAAAGAUUUGGGCUGACGCAGAGCGCACCUGCAUUUCCUUCGGUGGGAAUCUGGCCUCGGUGCACAGUCUGGAGGAGCUCAAUUUGCUCAAAGCUUGGAUGAAUCGAGUUACUAGCCACCUUGCACAAACCUGGAUUGGGGGCCAUGAUGCAGUAAAGGAGGGUGUGUGGCUGUGGAGCGAUGGAUCAAGUUUAAACUUCACGCAGUGGGCUCAUGGGCAGCCAAACAACAGUGGAGAUGAAGACUGUGUGGAGAUACUCUGGCGAUCAAGCACCUGGUAUGAUUCGAAGUGCACACAUAGCAGGCCUUUUAUAUGCGCCAAGAGACUGUGAUGUGCUGCCAUAUCAGCUGUGAAGACAUGAAGACAUGACUCCACCACAGCUGGAAGCUCAACUGCCAGUUACUAUUCACUUCAAAAAUCAAUCAGUUUUGGGUUUUUUUUCCUCAA
Messenger RNA from Myripristis murdjan (pinecone soldierfish), 649 nucleotides. Its product is annotated as galactose-specific lectin nattectin-like. The coding region runs from base 45 to 533 and encodes 162 amino acids. The record is from RefSeq and is a predicted model, not a curated record. The transcript is spliced from 6 exons. Lineage: Eukaryota; Metazoa; Chordata; Actinopteri; Holocentriformes; Holocentridae.